Molecule: messenger RNA, 1177 nt
Organism: Lethenteron reissneri (Far Eastern brook lamprey)
Lineage: Eukaryota; Metazoa; Chordata; Hyperoartia; Petromyzontiformes; Petromyzontidae
Gene: PRPH2
Product: peripherin 2
Biological process (GO): visual perception
Cellular component (GO): plasma membrane
Source: RefSeq, a predicted model, not a curated record
GACACACAGUGACACACGGGGUGACACGCACUCGGGCGGAUGGCGAUCCUCCGCAUAAAGUUCACGCGCCAGACGAGAGACAAGCUGGCGCAGGCUCUCUGGGCCCUCAACUGGGUGUCCGUGGUGGCCGGCAUCGUGCUCUUCGCCCUGGGGCUUUCGUUCAAGAUCGAGCUGAAGAAGAGGGCCGAGGUGAUGGAGCACAGAAACAGCGUCCAGUCGCUGCCCAACUUCCUGCUCGUGGUGGGAAUCGUGGCGUGCGCCAUCAACCUCCUGGGCGGCAAGAUCUGCCACGACUGCGCCGACGCGACUCGCUUCACCCGCUGGCGGAUCUACCUCCUGCCCUACAUCGUGGGCACCUUCUUCUUCACGUUCGUCAUUCUCCUGGGCGCCCUCAUGUGCCUCAUGGUCCGCUCGGACCUCGAGGAGGCCUUCCACCACGGGCUGCGCAACGGCAUGAGGUUCUACAAGGACACGGACACGCCGGGCAGGUGCUUCCUCAAGCGGACCAUCGACCUCCUCCAGAUGGACUUCCGCUGCUGCGGCAACAACGGCUUCAGAGACUGGUUCGAGAUGCAGUGGAUGAGCGCACGAUACCUGGACCCCAACUCCAAGGACGUCAUGGACCGCCUCAAGAGCAACGUGGACGGCAAGUACCUGGUGGAUGGCGUCCCCUUCAGCUGCUGCAACCCCAGCUCGCCGCGUCCCUGCAUCCAGCACAGCGUCACCAACAACUCGGCGCACUACAACUACGACUACCUGACCGAGGAGCUCAACCUGUGGAUGCGGGGCUGCCGUGACGCGCUGCUCGAGCACUUCUCGGCCUUUGUCCACGCCAUCGCCACCGUGGGUGUCCUCGUCUGGCUCUUCGAGCUCUCGGUCCUCGUGGGAGUCCGCUACCUGCAGACGUCGAUGAUGAACGCCACCCCGCCGAGCGAGGAGGGCGUGCAGGACCAGAACGAGGUGUGCGAAGGCUGGCUCCUGGAGAACAGCAUCCUGGAGACGGCUCGGAGCAACCUCAACAUCAUCAAGAACCUGGGCAAGUCGAACCAGGUGAACGCCGACGACGACGAAGGCAACGCCUCGGCGCCCCCCGCCGACUACGGACCCGGCGGGGCGCCCCCCACGACCAUCCUGCCAGGGGAGAAAGCGUGAGAAGGAGGUUCGUGUGGUGGAGUUG